AUUUCUUCAACUGGAUGGGGAGCAGGGACAGUGUCACCGGCGGUCUCGAAACUAGGAGGGAAUGUUGAUCAGGGUGCACCGCUGCGGCCGAUCAGAGGAGCAGGAACCGGAGCCCGGGCUGAGUCCGAAAAAAGCCGGAUCCGGACCGUGGCUCCGGAACGGCUGUAAGUGGAAGAUGGAGGAGCCAGAGGAACCGGCGGACGGUGGGCAGUCGCUGCCCCCGGUUUACAUUUACAGUCCUGAGUAUGUUAGCAUGUGCGACUCCCUGGCCAAAGUCCCCAAACGGGCCAGUAUGGUACAUUCCUUGAUUGAAGCAUAUGCACUGCAUAAGCAAAUGAGGAUAGUUAAGCCCAAAGUGGCCUCCAUGGAGGAGAUGGCCACUUUCCACACCGAUGCCUAUCUGCAGCAUCUCCAGAAGGUCAGCCAAGAAGGAGAUGAUGAUCAUCCAGACUCCAUAGAAUAUGGACUAGGUUAUGACUGCCCAGCCACUGAAGGAAUAUUUGACUAUGCAGCAGCUGUAGGAGGGGCUACAAUCACAGCUGCCCAGUGCCUGAUUGAUGGAAUGUGCAAAGUAGCGAUCAACUGGUCCGGAGGGUGGCAUCAUGCAAAGAAAGAUGAAGCAUCUGGUUUUUGUUAUCUCAAUGAUGCUGUCCUGGGAAUAUUACGAUUACGACGGAAAUUUGACCGUAUUCUCUAUGUGGAUUUGGAUCUGCACCACGGAGAUGGUGUAGAAGAUGCCUUCAGUUUCACCUCCAAAGUCAUGACGGUGUCCCUGCACAAAUUCUCCCCAGGAUUUUUCCCAGGAACAGGUGAUGUGUCUGAUGUCGGCCUAGGGAAGGGACGGUACUACAGUGUAAAUGUGCCCAUUCAGGAUGGCAUACAGGAUGAGAAGUAUUACCACAUCUGCGAAAGUGUACUAAAGGAGGUGUACAUAGCCUUUAAUCCCAAAGCAGUGGUCUUACAGCUGGGAGCUGAUACAAUAGCUGGGGAUCCCAUGUGCUCCUUUAACAUGACUCCAGUGGGAAUUGGCAAGUGUCUUAAGUACAUCCUUCAGUGGCAAUUGGCAACGCUCAUUUUGGGAGGAGGAGGCUAUAACCUUGCCAACACGGCUCGAUGCUGGACAUACUUGACCGGGGUCAUCCUAGGGAAAACACUAUCCUCUGAGAUCCCAGAUCAUGAGUUUUUCACAGCAUAUGGUCCUGAUUAUGUGCUGGAAAUCACGCCAAGCUGCCGGCCAGACCGCAAUGAGCCCCACCGAGUCCAGCAAAUCCUCAACUACAUCAAAGGGAAUCUGAAGCAUGUGGUCUAGUUGACAAAAAGAGAUCAGGUUUCCAGAGCUGAGGAGCAGUGCCUGUAAUGAAGACAGCCUGUUGAUGGGAGCAGUGUGUGGAAUUUGUGACUGCAGGGGAAAUUUGGAAGAAUUUUACUUCCUGAAAAUUUCCAAGGGGCACCAAGUGGCAGCUGGCCUCCUGGGGUGAGGCAGGCAGGCACCCCAGAGGCCUCAACUAGACCUAGGGGAAGACAAAGAUUUCCAAUACUUAAAGUGUUUAUUUUUUAAAAACACACAGAUGCCGUUUUUAAUCUUUGAAAAUUAUUUUUAAGCAAGUUGGGGAGGGGGUAUUUUUAUUUUCUUAAAGGAGACAGAUCAGAAGCUGGAGGAAAGCAUGGAGAUUUGGUUGCCAGGUUGUGGGGCAGCGGGGAGCUGACAGGCAGGGUUUGGGCCUCAGGACCAUCCAGGUGGAGCCUCGGGGGGAGGGGGGCUGGUCAGCAGACUGGGAGGUGGGGAGAAAUCCAC
Molecule: messenger RNA, 1795 nt
Organism: Mesoplodon densirostris (Blainville's beaked whale)
Lineage: Eukaryota; Metazoa; Chordata; Mammalia; Artiodactyla; Ziphiidae
Gene: HDAC8
Product: histone deacetylase 8
Exons: 11
Coding region: 62-1309 (415 amino acids)
Molecular function (GO): histone deacetylase activity
Source: RefSeq, a predicted model, not a curated record